AUGACCAGCAAGAGGGGCACCUGUGGGCUAUUGCCCUAUCCAUAUCCAUUUAAUUUCCUAGAAAAUUGAAACUGCUAGCGCGCACUAUCUUCUUCUAUCUUCUCCAUGGCAGCAAUCCUCUCCCUCUCUUCAAACGCUCCUCUCAAAACCACACCCUCCCUUCAUCAACCUUCUUCCCCAUUCAAGGGAAACUUGGCAAAUUUGAAGUUUACGACCGGCAACUUCAUUCCUCUUAAACUCAACUUCAAGAGCAAUUCAAAUGGAAGACCGUCACUAGUAGUUACCAAUCAGGCAGCUAGUGCUGCUGUUGCAUCUCCAACUCCUAAUGUGAGGUUCAGGUUGGACAAUUUAGGCCCACAACCGGGGUCGAGAAAGAAGGGAAAGAGAAAGGGAAGAGGUAUUUCUGCUGGACAAGGCAACAGUUGUGGGUUCGGUAUGAGAGGUCAGAAGUCGCGCUCCGGUCCUGGUGUUAGAAAAGGGUUUGAAGGUGGCCAGAUGCCCCUCUACCGCCGCAUCCCCAAAUUGCGAGGAAUUGCUGGAGGUAUGCAUGCGGGUCGUCCUAAAUAUGUCCCUGUUAAUUUAAAAGACAUAGAAGCAGCAGGAUUUCAAGAGGGCGAAGAGGUGUCAUUGGAGACUUUGAAAGAGAAGGGCUUGAUCAAUCCAUCUGGAAGAGAAAAGAAACUCCCUUUGAAGAUUCUAGGUGAUGGGGAGCUAAGUGUAAAGCUGAACUUGAAGGCUCGGGCCUUUUCAGAAUCGGCCAAGGAGAAGCUUGAGGCUUCUGGUUGCUCUCUUACUGUGUUAACUGGGCGUAAGAAGUGGUUGAAACCAUCAGUUAUUAAGAACCUUGCUCGAGCUGAGGAAUACUUUGCAAAGAAAAAGGCUGCAGCUGCUGCAUCUGAGCCAGUCUCUACUUGAACCAUUUUCAUUAAUUUUUAUGUGUUUAAGGAGUAAAAUAGCACGUGGAGAUAUAAAGCUGGGUGCUUAUUAUUAUUACUGUUAUUUUCUGUUUGUUAGAUUUCUUAGUUGUCUGUCCCAGGAUGUGAUUUCCUGUUUUUGUAUCUGCAAUUCAUUCGAAGCUUUUCUAUAAUUUGGUUUAAAUUUCGAGUA
Messenger RNA from Hevea brasiliensis (rubber tree), 1107 nucleotides. RefSeq names its product 50S ribosomal protein L15, chloroplastic. Gene Ontology annotation, molecular function: structural constituent of ribosome. The record is from RefSeq and is a predicted model, not a curated record. Lineage: Eukaryota; Viridiplantae; Streptophyta; Magnoliopsida; Malpighiales; Euphorbiaceae. The coding region runs from base 106 to 915 and encodes 269 amino acids. Gene Ontology annotation, biological process: translation. The transcript is spliced from 3 exons. Gene Ontology annotation, cellular component: cytosolic large ribosomal subunit; ribosome.